AUGACUGAAAUCACGCUCCAAAGUCCUCGUGACCACAAUCGUAGAUCGUCCAUCACGUCCCACCAGAAAACAGAUGGGAGACGGUUACUUGCGGAGUCUACGGCCACCAAAAUCGAUGGUAGCUCGCAAGUAAUUAACGGUAGCGUUAUCGAUGGCAAGAGAACUGGCUCAGUCGGAAAACAUAGCCUUGAGGCUGGUUCUGUCAAAAACAACAGCAAACUCGCCAACGGAAAUAUGGACCCAAAGAGCUUUAUUGCGUUCUUCUGUAGGGACCGUUGA
This is a messenger RNA of Penicillium canescens, 279 nucleotides long. RefSeq lists its product as uncharacterized. The coding region runs from base 1 to 279 and encodes 92 amino acids. NCBI's taxonomy places the organism in Eukaryota, Fungi, Ascomycota, Eurotiomycetes, Eurotiales, Aspergillaceae. The transcript is spliced from 2 exons. The record is from RefSeq and is a predicted model, not a curated record.